This is a messenger RNA of Parnassius mnemosyne (clouded apollo), 528 nucleotides long. Lineage: Eukaryota; Metazoa; Arthropoda; Insecta; Lepidoptera; Papilionidae. The record is from the annotation of a GenBank genome assembly.
AUGGCAGGUGAAGGCAUCUCCCCUCAGGAAGUUGAGUCACUUUGUAAAACUCCACAUCCUUCAACUAAGGACUUUAUGUUCCAACAGACUAUGUACCGUAUCAAGGACCCCAGGAAAUCCAUCCCAUUUUACACAGGAGUACUAGGAAUGACCCUGUUGAAGCAACUUCACUUCCCUGAGAUGAAAUUCUCGCUAUUCUUCAUGGGAUAUGAGAACCCUUCAGAUAUUCCUCAUGAUGAGAAAACAAGGACAUCUUGGGCAAUGACCAGGAAAGCGACUCUUGAACUUACAUACAACUGGGGCACAGAGAAUGAUGACUCAAGCUACCACAAUGGCAACUCGGAUCCAAGAGGAUUUGGUCACAUUGGUAUAUUAGUGCCUGAUGUUGAUGAAGCAUGUGCAAGAUUCGAGCAGCAAGGCGUGAAGUUCAUAAAGAGGCCUCAAGAUGGCAAAAUGAAGGGCCUCGCUUUCAUCCAGGACCCGGACGGUUACUGGAUCGAGAUCUUCAAAGCUGAUGUUGUGUGUUAA